This is a messenger RNA of Oncorhynchus mykiss (rainbow trout), 708 nucleotides long. NCBI's taxonomy places the organism in Eukaryota, Metazoa, Chordata, Actinopteri, Salmoniformes, Salmonidae. The record is from RefSeq and is a predicted model, not a curated record.
AUGUGUAUAGUCACUGAUGCUGUAAAUGGCACAUAUGAGCCAGAGCCUAUUUUAUGUCUGCUAUGUCUCCUGUUAGGAGACUAAUUCCCCAACUUCGAAGCCGAGACAACCAUCGGGAAGAUCAAAUUCCAUGACUUCCUAGGAAACUAGAUACUUCUCUCCUCCAGAUGGGGAGUCCUGUUCUCCCAUCCCCAGGACUUUACUCCAGUGUGUACCACAGAACUGGCCUGUGCUGCCAAGAUCAGCUUUGAGUUUAAGAAACGCAACGUCAAGAUGAUCGCUCUGUCCAUAGACAGCGUGGCUGACCAUCUUGCCUGGAGCAAGGAUGUGAUGCCGUUUAACAGUGAGAGUGGGUGCUCUCCCCUGCCCUUCCCCAUCAUCGCUGAUGAUGAGGGAGCUCUUCAGCUGGGCAUGCUGGACCCUGAUGAGAUUGACAAGGAUGGCAUGCCCCUCACCGCGCUCUGUGUGUUUGUGGUUGGUCCAGAUAAGAUGAAGCUGUCCAUCAUGUACCCGGCCACCACUGGUAGGAACUUUGACGAACUGCUUCGUGUCAUCGACUCUCUGCAGCUCACUGCUCUCGAGAAGUUGGCCACACCUGUUGACUGGAAGCCUGGUCAGAAGUGUAUGGUUAUUCCCGCUCUUUCUGGUGCCCACUGCAAGAGUAUCCACUGCUACUUAUCCAGUUAUUUUGUGACUUUUCAUAGUUGA